GACAAGAUGUUUCGCACCCCCAAGUGCUCACGGUGCCGGAACCAUGGCUAUCUGGUGCCAGUCAAGGGCCACGCGGGCAAGUGUCGCUGGAAGCAGUGCAUCUGCGAUAAGUGCUACCUGAUCACCGAGCGCCAGAAGAUCAUGGCUGCCCACAAGGUGCUCAAGACCCAGGCUGCCGAGGAGCAGGAGGUGACCACGGGCACCCAGGGGCCCCAGCUGCCUCCCGGGGCUCCCGUGGCAGCGGCAACAACGGCCGCCUCCUCGAGCUCGAGCAUUUGCCCACUGCCCAGGGUAGCUCCGGGAGGCUCCCGGCCAGGCCCCGUGGUCACCUGCUUCCUCGAGAGGCCCCCGCCGGCCCGCAGCCCGGGUCUGAGCGCCUUCCAGCGGGUCCCAGGCGGCCGCCCGGGCCCCAGCACCUUCCAGUCUGGCCUGGGGAUCCCCGGGGGACCGCGCGAACGUCCCUCGGCGUGGCUGCCACAGGGCAGCCCGCAGGUGCCCAGGCCCGAGCCCUGCGGCUCCGAGCAGCGCCUGCCAGUGCGGCCCGUGCCCCGACUGCCGUUCACCGACUACGGGCAUCCUCUGAGAUUCAGCUCUGAUCACAUGGUGGGAACCGGGUACCCUGAGAGAGAGCCUUUCAACCAGUGCCCUGCCUGUGUCCCCAUGCCACCCUACCAGCCCUUCCCACUGGAUGGCCAGGAUGCAUCCUCAGCCGUGGGGAUCCCGCAGCAUAGAAGCUUCCGUCAUGUCUCCUGUAGCCCCUACCAUGGAGGCAGCUUGGUGUCAGAACCAGCCCGAGACCUCCAGCCAACCUACUGCUCACCGCCGCCACCGCCGCUCCCACCUCCACCAUCGCAGCCACAGCAGCCCCCGUUCCUCCCUCGUAACUACCUCUCUGGUCUCCACUUCCUGCCGCCACCACCGCCGCCGCCUUCUCCACCGUCCUUCUCACUGACCAUCCUGUACGACACAGAUGCGGAGAAUGGCAAUGACCAGGAUGCAGAGGUGCCCAGCCAGUCCAGCCAGCACUCCUCCCAGGAGCACUCUCCCUAG
Messenger RNA from Arvicola amphibius (Eurasian water vole), 1050 nucleotides. RefSeq names its product DMRT like family B with proline rich C-terminal 1 (gene Dmrtb1). The record is from RefSeq and is a predicted model, not a curated record. The transcript is spliced from 4 exons. Gene Ontology annotation, cellular component: nucleus. Gene Ontology annotation, biological process: germ cell development; sex differentiation; regulation of transcription by RNA polymerase II. Gene Ontology annotation, molecular function: DNA-binding transcription factor activity, RNA polymerase II-specific; RNA polymerase II cis-regulatory region sequence-specific DNA binding. NCBI's taxonomy places the organism in Eukaryota, Metazoa, Chordata, Mammalia, Rodentia, Cricetidae. Bases 7 to 1050 code for a protein of 347 amino acids.